UUGCCUCCUUCAAAUAAAAACUUAUGCUAAGUUUAAACAAUACAAGGUUUAUUCUAGCGUAUUAAUAAUGUCUUUAGUGAAUCCAAAUAAACAGAUAUCUUAUUGGGCGAACUGUCCAGCUGAUAUUUUGCUAAUAAUUUUCAGGAAAUUGGAUUUUAAAUCUUUGUUAAAUUCCAUGUUUAUCAACAAAUAUUGGCGAGAUGUUGUUGAAUAUUACUGUCAUCACUUUAAUGUCUGGGACAAGUUGAUAGAACAUGGAAUUGAUAAUAAAGGCAUGUCUUUUUGUGAAAAAUCUACAUUAAGCUGUAGAGAUAUUAUUCAAUGUGCUCAGCGAUGGUAUAAUGUUAAAAAUGCUGCUGUACAUUUCCAUCAUCAUUAUACAUUCGAAGUUGUUAAAAGUAUAUGUGUUUAUAAGGAUAAUCUUAUAGUUGUGACAAAUGAGGCUGUGAAGUAUUUUUCCCUUGAAAAUUUUCUACUUAUGAAAAUUUUAAACAGAACAUGCCUUAAUUAUGAGGAAACUAGCUCAUUAAGAGCUAACUUGAGUCUUCGAAUGGAUGAUGUGAUUGGAUACAAUGUGCUUACCCUUAUAAAUAAAUUACAUAAUGAAGACUGUGAUUGUACUCAAGUAAGAAAAGCUGUGCUUUAUGAUAUAAGUACAUUCAAAGUGUAUUCGAACUGUUGCUAUGUUAUUGACAUAAAGAAUGUUCUAUGGGUAUACAAAGCUGAUAAAUGUGAAUGGGAUGUUAAAGUUAUGGCAAGAUACUACGGCAAUAAAGAUUCCAUAUGUGGUCUGAACGUACACCAGGGGGAAGUGUAUGUUUUACUGAGGAGAGGAGAUGUCCUUCGUGUCGAUAUGGAAUGCAAGAAGUUUGAGAAGGUUUUUGAAUUAGAUGUUCCAAUGCAUUACUUGGAUACGAAGCCGUAUAUGUUUGGGGACUACAGUGUAUUAUGUGCGGUUCCGACUGAAAAGGAGUUCCAAAUCCACUCGCAAAAAGGGGGAGAUCAAAUAGGAGUUGCUUGUCCCGGGCUCACGUGCGUGAUGGAACACGGACACGUCUUGCUAUUGGGAUACGAAGAUGGCAAGAUCGAGAUUUUCCUCACGAAUAAUUUGAUAAAAAAAUUAACUACACCAGAGCUGCGAUUCUAUUUGCAAAGUUAUUCGGGAACAUCUAUGACAAAAAUCAUCGCCUUGGACGUUUAUGAAGACAGCCGUGGCCAUCAUCUCUUCGUAACCACCAAACGUGAUAUCUACGAGCUCUUGAUAUACGACAAAUGACAUAAUACUAUUA
Molecule: messenger RNA, 1289 nt
Organism: Vanessa tameamea
Lineage: Eukaryota; Metazoa; Arthropoda; Insecta; Lepidoptera; Nymphalidae
Exons: 7
Coding region: 68-1276 (402 amino acids)
Molecular function (GO): protein binding
Source: RefSeq, a predicted model, not a curated record